GUAAAUAAAUUUAACAAUGAGUUUACAUCUAGUGCUCUGUCUGUUUUCUUAUUUGCUUUUAACACAAGUGGCCGAAGGAAACAUUGAUUCAAUUUUAAAAGAUUUCGAUUGUGUUGAUAUAUACAAACAACCGGCUUUCCAACAUCCAUUGUUGAAACACCACAAGAUUCAGGAAAAAUUCAGUUCAAAUGAAAAGCUUAAAAGAAAAGAUGAAUAUCAACCAAAUGAAAAAUAUUGUCCAAAAGGAACUGUACCAAUUUUAAGACAGAGAAAUGGAACUGAGAGCUUUCAUCCUGACACAGUCGAAUAUCCUGGCCAACAUUUUGCAGUACUCGAAAAUAUGUUAGAUGGGAGCAUCUAUCGAGGAGCAGACGCUCUGAUAAGUCUUCAUAAUUUAACUCUACUGAAUAACCAAUACAGUAAAGAUCAAAUCUGGUUAGAGAAUGGACCUCGUGAUCAACUCAAUAGCAUACAAUUUGGUUUGGCGGUGCAUCCAAGAUUAUAUGGCGACAGUUUAACGCGAUUUACAAUAUACUGGACAGGAGAUGGCUAUAAAAGAACUGGAUGCUAUAAUACAAAAUGUCCUGGAUUCGUUAUUGUUUCUCGAGUUCCCUUGAUUGGAACAAUUUUUGCUGAUACUUCUGUUUAUGGUGGUAACGAAACAGUUUAUACUAAUCCGAAAGUUUUUCAGGAUGGUUUCAGCGGAAACUGGAUACUAAGAAUAUUUGACCGAGUUGUUGGUUACUGGCCUAAAGAGUUAUUUACUCACUUAAACAAAGGAGCUUCUUUGGUACGCUUUGGAGGAAAUACAUUUCCAUCUCCGGACGGAUUUAGUCCCCCAAUGGGAAAUGGAUAUUUUCCGUCUCACGAUUUUUAUAAAAGUUCACAUUUUUCAAAGGUCAAAGUUAAGAAUUCGAACUAUGAAACCAUUGAUUUUGAAAAACAGAGAACAAGACGUUAUGCAGAUUCUUACCAAUUUAUAGACUAACGUAUUGGGGUUAUAACCAGCAUAAUAGAGUAUCCUUCUCUUAUGGAGGACCAGGUGGACAAUGUGGUACUUGAUGAUCAAUAAAUCAAAUAUGUAUCAACCAAAGCUAUAUCAAAUUUGCAAGAGAAAUAAACUAUAUCCAUGUUGUUGUGUAUGACAAGUAUUUUAAAUAUUUAUAAGGCAUUCAGGUGGACAAAGAUAUAUAAACUACCUCUUCCAAUACAAAUCUUAGGCUAAUUUCGUUUUCUUACAAACAUCUUUGUUUUAUCAUUCCAAUUUUAUGAA
This is a messenger RNA of Arabidopsis thaliana (thale cress), 1273 nucleotides long. Its product is annotated as NEP-interacting protein, putative (DUF239). The transcript has 7 exons. The coding region runs from base 17 to 988 and encodes 323 amino acids. Lineage: Eukaryota; Viridiplantae; Streptophyta; Magnoliopsida; Brassicales; Brassicaceae. The record is from RefSeq and is marked reviewed.